AUGUCUCCUGCCCUUGCUGCAGGCUGUCUGUCCUUGCUGGUGACGGUGCAGCACACAGAACGCUACGUCACCCUGUUUGCCUCCAUCGUCCUCAAAUGUGACUACACCACCUCCGCCCAGCUCCAGGACGUGGUGGUGACGUGGCGCUUCAAGUCCUUCUGCAAGGAUCCCAUCUUUGACUACUACUCUGCCUCCUACCAGGCAGCCUUGUCCCUGGGCCAGGACCCAUCGAACGACUGCAAUGACAGCCAGCGGGAAGUUCGCAUCGUGGCCCAGAGGCGGGGGCAGAACGAGCCGGUGCUGGGCGUGGAUUACCGGCAGCGCAAGAUCACCAUCCAGAACCGAGCUGACCUUGUGAUUAAUGAAGUGAUGUGGUGGGACCACGGCGUGUAUUACUGCACCAUUGAGGCUCCAGGAGACACGUCUGGAGACCCCGAUAAGGAGGUGAAGCUCAUUGUCCUGCACUGGCUGACGGUGAUCUUCAUCAUCCUGGGAGCCCUCCUCCUUCUGACGCUGAUUGGCGUGUGCUGGUGCCAGUGCUGCCCUCAGUACUGCUGCUGCUAUAUCCGCUGCCCGUGCUGUCCCACCCGUUGCUGCUGCCCUGAGGAAGCCCUGGCCCGUCACCGCUACAUGAAGCAGGCUCAGGCCCUAGGUCCUCAGAUGACGGAAAAACCCCUGUACUGGGGGGCGGACAGGAGCUCCCAGGUUUCAUCCUAUCCAAUGCACCCGCUGCUGCAGCGAGAUUUGUCCUUCCGGUCCAGCCUCCCACAGAUGCCAAUGACCCAGACCGCGGCCUACCCUUCGGUCACCAACGGCGUCCUGGAGUACUUGGAGAAGGAGCUGCGGAACUUCCACCCAGCCCAGCCUCUGCCGCCAGACAUCAAAGCCAGACCGGGGCCACCGCGCAGCCUGCUGUCCUCCCUGGGCUCUGAGGUGGUGGAACGCAGAGUCAUCCAGCUGCCCCCGCUGAUCAGAGACGUGCCUUCCUCACGGGGGACCAGCGACUCCUCACACCUGCGGUGGCUCACCCCCGUACCCUCCAGACCCUGGGAUCCGAGGGAAGUGAGGCGGCAGCACCGCUACUCCGAUUUCCACCAGGAGCUCCAGGACUGGGGUCCAAAGCCCUGGGCGCUGGAGAGAAGGGAGCUGGACUAUCCGUGGAGCGGAAGGCACCCCGACCCCAGGCCAAACAGAUCCCCGAUGCCCUGGUCCGACAGGGACAGCCUCAGCGACGGCCCGUCGUCCAGGGAGACCCGCCGGCGACGCAGCCGGCCCCCUCUCCGCAGCCGCCAGGACCAGGCGAGGCCCCGCAGGCCCAGCCCGCGGGAGAGCAGGAGACGCAGGCCGCGCAGCUACUCCCCUCCGCCGCCCUCAGGCCUCAGCUCCUGGAGCUCCGAGGACGAGCAGGAACCCCCGAGCUGGGGCGCCCGCAGCCGCCAUCGCCGCCGCCGCUCGCACUCCCCGCCCUGGCCCGAGGAGAAGCCGCCCAGCUACCGCUCGCUGGAUGUCAUUCCAGGCAAGAAUGGCAGGAAAAAAGGGAGUGUGGAGAGGCGCUCGGAGAGAGAGAGCUCCCAUAGCGGAAGGAGUGUGAUCAUUUAGUCACCGCUGUUUCUGCUGCUCCUUCCCGGCUCGCCUGGA
Molecule: messenger RNA, 1638 nt
Organism: Lepus europaeus (European hare)
Lineage: Eukaryota; Metazoa; Chordata; Mammalia; Lagomorpha; Leporidae
Gene: ILDR1
Product: immunoglobulin like domain containing receptor 1
Exons: 7
Coding region: 1-1599 (532 amino acids)
Cellular component (GO): plasma membrane
Molecular function (GO): high-density lipoprotein particle receptor activity
Source: RefSeq, a predicted model, not a curated record